AUGGCCCAAGAAGGCACUAGGGGGCCAGAGGUUAAAAAAGUCCAUCCCUUCUUUACCAAAGGCCCUGCCUCCGAAAUAGUCGUCCCUUCCGAUCCAUCUCUAAAGACUGCGAGCGAUGGAUCCCCUCACGACGAUGUUGAAAUCGCAACGGAAGUACAGAACGGAAAGAAACGACGAAAGACCGAGACAACUCUGCCACAAAAUGAGUCUGGACCGAAGAAACAACGGCGAGCGCGUCAGAACGAAGGACUUACAGCUUCCCGCAACGCGACAAUCGAGCAGAGCCUUGGAAUUAAGCCUCUUGGGACUACUGUUACCGAUACCGCAACGCCCUCAUCGAUCAACGGCGUUGUCCAACCCGAAGAUAAUUCAACCUCGCCAACCACCAACCCUCCGAGCCUCCCUAAUACCGAUACCAAGACGAACACGGGAAAGAUGCUCAAAUUAAACCUAAGGACUGGUACACUAAGGUCCCCGCCAAGAACUAGACCAAAAUAUGCUCCCUCACGCAUAGUAUGCAUGAAAUACGGACAUGACGAUGCCAGUCGAAAAGAGCUAGGCGACAAGAUCUCUCAGAUCAUGGAUGGCAACAUUAUAAUUCCUCCAACCCCGCCGAAGAAACGAGGAAAGAAAGUGAAGGAGAAUUCGAACACUCAGAAUGCUUCAAGUUCCAAGACUACGCAUCCGCUCUUUGCCGCCAAGACAAAGCAGGUCAUGAAGGUUGAGGAGAGUGCUGUCGACAAACACUCUCCUUCUUCAUCACGUCAUACGGUCUUCAUGUCCACGCCAAUGUCUCCGAAAAAGGCUAGGAACCCAUUCGUAGUGAAUAAACAGGCGCCGCGGUUUGGAGUCAAAACAGGUGUAGCGAAAGUCCCCGGUGCCAUGCAACCUCUAUGGCCUGCUAAGGGGAUGGCCCAUGUCCGUGGAUUUGACGUUCAACUUGAUCCGACCACAUUCUUAUCUGCCGAUUGCACGAAGAAAAAAUCCAAGGGUUCUGCUGUGACGAUAACUCCCGAAGAAUCUGUGCUGGAGCGGUUCUGCGCCACCAUGGAUUUUGCUGCGAUUCAGGAUUCCCUUCCUAAAAACGACGACCAUUUUGAACCAGCCCCCGAGGAGUUGCGCAUACCUUCACGAUACUUUGAGAGUGGCCGAAAACUUCAGAAACGCAUUCGUUCAGAACUACGAACAUUAAAGUCAACUACCAGUCAAGACGAUGACCAGCUAGUUGACGAUAUUACCGAGCAUUCAAAAACUACACAUCCCGCGAUCAACCGCCUAUAUCAGUCGCUUGAGACAAAUCUCUCAGCCUAUGACAAGUCGACAUGCGAACCACUAGCUUGGACGCAGAAAUACGCUCCUGCUACAGCACUAGAGAUCUUGCAGGGCGGAAAGGAAGCUCUUCUGCUCAAAGACUGGCUGCAGGCACUCAAGGUUGAUUCGGUCAUUUCGGCUGGCCAGGAUAACCCCAUGGCGAAGAAGAAGGCGAAGCCAAAAGCGGCACCAAAAAAGAAGAGAAAGAAGGAUGAGCUAAGUGACUUCAUUGUCAGUAGCGAAGAGGAAGCAAACGAAAUGGAAGAGAUUUCUGAAAAUGAGGCCGGUUGGGCACCUGCUGGCCUAGGUCUGCUGAAAAAGACAGUUGUUCGAAACGGCGACGUAACAAAGGGUACAAAGGACCAGGAACGACUGACGAAUUCUGUGGUCAUCAGUGGCCCUCACGGAAGUGGCAAGACAGCGACUGUCUACGCCAUAGCCAAAGAACUAGGAUUCGAGAUCUUCGAAAUUCACCCGGGAAGCAGACGAAGCGGCAAAGAUAUUCUCGAGAAGGUUGGUGAUAUGACACGCAAUCAUCUCGUUCAACAACAUCAGGCGCAGAACGCUUCUGGGGCCACAGAAGAGGACGAGGUGGCUCGCGACUUGAAAGCUGGGAAACAGGGCACGAUGACAAGCUUUUUCCAGAAGAAGACAACUUCCCGGCCACCACCUAAGAAGUCCUUGGAAGAAAAACCGACCGAGACGACGAAAGCCAGCUCAACUAAGAGUCAGAAACAGUCACUAAUCCUAUUGGAAGAGGUGGAUAUUCUAUACGAAGAAGACAAGCAAUUUUGGGCAACAUUGACGGGGAUGAUGGCACAAUCCAAACGACCAUUUAUCAUGACUUGCAACGACGAAACGAUGGUGCCGCUUCAGACCCUUAACCUUCAUGGCAUCUUUCGUUUCUCGCCUCCGCCAAUCGAUCUUGCCGUUGACCUGUGCCUUCUUACAGCAGCUAAUGAGGGCCACAUACUACGGCGCACAGCUGUUGAAGCAUUGUACAAGUCUCGCAGAAACGAUCUUAGGGCCGCGCUAACAGAGCUCAACUACUGGUGUCAGAUUGGGGUUGGGGAUCGCAAGGGAGGGUCCGAUUGGUUCUACCUGCGAUGGCCCAAAGGAUCUGACCUGGAUGAGAACGGGGAUGUGGUACGGGUGUUGAGCGAAGAGACAUAUUGCAAGGGUUUGGGCUGGGUCGGCCGUGAUCUGAUAUCCACCUGCCCCGACCCAAUAAAGUCUGAAGAAGAAGCAUUGAAGCAAUCAUGGGACUCUUGGUCACUGGACAUGGGCGACUGGGACAACACGUUAAAUCUACAGUCAUGGGCAGAUGGUAUGUCACAUAACGCCUCGGAGCAAAGCAAGAGGCUCGAGUUCCUUGAAGCCACGGAUGAGUUCUACAAUUCCAUGGGCGAUGCCGAUUUGUUAUCGAGCGGCACGUUGGGUAUCAAUCUUCAGGAAACUGUAGAUCCCGGAUUGCCUGAAAUGCCAGCCAAGAUGCGGGACGAUUUCAUCCUUGGCCGUCGACUUCUCGAGGCAGACCCCAAAAUCGUACACUCCUCGCUGAGUGUCGACCUCUCCUUAACUCUCAAGUCACUGGCAAGACAAACGCUUCUCGACACAUCGCUCAAAACCGACACAACAACUAGUCCUCUUCUCGAACCGUUGACGGAGAGGCGAGUCAUACAAUCUCUCGAACACUCAUUUGAGCCUCAGACCCCGCCUCUAAACCGCAUGGACCUGGCACAUGCAUUCGAUCCCAUUGCUGUAAACGAAAAGACGGUCUACGCCAGUUACCUUGACCCCUCUGUAUUUGACCGGACCACAAGCCUCAUCGUUUUGGACAUAGCGCCAUGGGUCCGCGGGAUCGUCGAGUUUGACAGCACCCUGAUGCAAGAGCGACUCAAGCUGAGUAACCUUUUAAGCGAAGGCGGUACGCGGAAGAGAAUGCGCACCACACGCAGUGCAUACUCAGCUAUGGAAGGAGGUGAAAGGAGGACUGUCCGCCGCGAGAGGUACUUUGCAGAUACUCUUAACACAGUCUUUGUACGACAUACCGCUGGUGAGGGCUGGAAGGAGGCUGUAGAGAGUGCAGCACCAAAGGAGAUGGCAGGGGAUUCACCCAGCACUACCCCAUCGUCGCCGAUAGCAAGUGAGGUAUAA
Molecule: messenger RNA, 3468 nt
Organism: Fusarium pseudograminearum CS3096
Lineage: Eukaryota; Fungi; Ascomycota; Sordariomycetes; Hypocreales; Nectriaceae
Exons: 1
Coding region: 1-3468 (1155 amino acids)
Cellular component (GO): nucleus
Molecular function (GO): ATP hydrolysis activity; ATP binding; DNA binding
Source: RefSeq, a predicted model, not a curated record